Molecule: messenger RNA, 3661 nt
Organism: Oncorhynchus kisutch (coho salmon)
Lineage: Eukaryota; Metazoa; Chordata; Actinopteri; Salmoniformes; Salmonidae
Product: histone-lysine N-methyltransferase 2D-like
Exons: 5
Coding region: 105-3572 (1155 amino acids)
Source: RefSeq, a predicted model, not a curated record
UUAAAAGGAGCAACCAAACAUCUGGCAAAUAUAGUAAAAGGGGUAUUCUGGUAGGAUGUAUGCCUACCAUUAGUUCUGAAUACUGGUGAAGUUUUGAGGGCAAAAUGGCUGUGAUGAUUGGAAUCGCUUUCAGAGUUUCUUGGCUUUGUUGCCUACUAAUUGGAGGGAUAAUGUCUUCUACAUCAGAAGUUUAUAUUUUGUACCUAGGUGAUUGGUCUCCUGCACUGGAUUCUAAUGCAGCAUGGCUCUAUGCAGGAUCACUUCGGUCUCUAGGAUAUGGCAAUUAUAAGUCUCCAAAAUCUCAAAUGCAAGCGCAACAGAAACAUCCGGCCGCCAUCGGGUGGAAGGAACUGGCCCCCAUGUCCCAGCAACCUCAGCAAGUGUGGAAUCCAGUUCAAAUGCCCCUGCAUCAGAAGCAACCAGCCGCAGAAGCUCAGCCGCAGAGGCAACCGACAACUGUGCCCCAGCAAGUGUGGCAUCAAGCUCACAUGCUGACGCAUAAGCAACCGACCGCCAUGCCCCAGCAAGUGUGGCAUCCAGUUCAAAUGCCCGUGCAGCAGAAGCAACCGACCGCUGUGCCCCAGCAAGUGUGGCAUCAAGCUCAAAUGACCCUGCAGCAGAAGCAACCGACUGCUGUGCCCCAGCAAGUGUGGUAUCCUCCUCAAAUGCCCCUGCAGCAGAAGCAACCGACCGCCGUGCCCCAGCAAGUGUGGCAUCCAGUUCAAAUGCCCCUGCAGCAGAAGCAACCGACCGCCGUGCCCCAGCAAGUGUGGCUUCAAGCUCAAAUGCACCUGCAGCAGAAGCAACCGACCGCCGUGCCCCAGCAAGUGUGGCAUCCAGCUCAAAUGCCCCAGAAGCAACCGACCGCCGUGCCCCAGCAAGUGUGGCAUCCAGCUCAAAUGCUGCAAAAGCAACCGACCACUGUGCCCAAGCAAGUGUGGCAUCCAAAUCAAAUGCUGCAAAAGCAACCGACCGCUGUGCCCCAGCAAGUGUGGCAUCCUGCUCUAAUGCCCCUGCAGCAGAAGCAACCGACCGCUGUGCCCCAGCAAGUGUGGCAUCCUUCUCAAAUGCCCCUGCAAACAACCGCUGUGCCCCAGGAAGUGUGGCAUCCAAAUCAAAUGCUGCAAAAGCAACCGACCGCUGUGCCCCAGCAAGUGUGGUAUCCUCCUCAAAUGCCCCUGCAGCAGAAGCAACCGACCGCCGUGCCCCAGCAAGUGUGGCAUCCUUCUCAAAUGCCCCUGCAACCGACCGCUGUGCCCCAGCAAGUGUGGCAUCCAAAUCAAAUGCUGCAAAAGCAACCGACCGCUGUGCCCCAGCAAGUGUGGCAUCCUGCUCUAAUGCCCCUGCCCCAGAAGCAACCGACCGCCGUGACCCAGCAAGUGUGGCAUCCUGCUCAAAUGCCCCUGCAGCAGAAGCAACCGACCGCCGUGACCCAGCAAGUGUGGCAUCCUGCUCUAAUGCCCCUGCAGCAGAAGCAACCGACCGCCGUGCCCCAGCAAGUGUGGCAUCCUUCUCAAAUGCCCCUGCAAACAACCGCUGUGCCCCAGCAAGUGUGGCAUCCAAAUCAAAUGCUGCAAAAGCAACCGACCGCUGUGCCCCAGCAAGUGUGGCAUCCUGCUCAAAUGCCCCUGCAGCAGAAGCAACCGACUGCCAUGCCUCAGAAAGUGUGGUAUCCUGCUCAAAUGCCCCUGCAGCAGAAGCAACCGACCGCCGUGCCCCAGCUGGGGUGGCAUCCUGCUCAGUUUCCCCAGCAGAAGCAACUGGCCGCCAUGCCUCUACUGCAGAAGGAACCAACCACCAUAGCCCAGCAACCUCAGCAGGUGUGGCAUCCAGUUCAAAUGUCCAAGAAUCGAACAGCCACUGAACCUCAGCAGCAGAAGCAACCAUCCACCACGCCCCAGCAAGCUCGGCAUCCAGCUCAAUUUCCCCAGCAGAAGCAACUGGCCCCCAUAGCCCAGCAACCGCAGCAUGUAUGGCAUCCAGCUCAAAUGUCCAAGAAUCGAACAGCCACUGAACCUCAGCAGCAGAAGCAACCACCCACCAUGUCCGAGCAAUCGUGGCAUCCAGCUCAAAUGCCCCUGCAGCAGAAGCAACCGGCCACUGAACCUCAACAGAAGGAACAGACCGCCAUGCCCCAGCAAAUGUGGUAUCGAGCUAAAAUGCUCCAACAGGAGAAUCAUCUGGCCGCCAUUCUCCAGCAGCCUCCGCUCGUGUGGCAUCCAUCUCAAUUUCCCCAGCAGCAGAAGGAACUGGCAGUCGAGCAGCAGAAGGAACUGGCAGUCGAGCAGCAGAAGGAACUGGCAGUCGAGCAGCAGAAGGAACUGGCAGUCGAGCAGCAGAAGGAACUGGCAGUCGAGCAGCAGAAGGAACUGGCAGUCGAGCAGCAGAAGGAACUGGCAGUCGAGCAGCAGAAGGAACUGGCAGUCGAGCAGCAGAAGGAACUGGCAGUCGAGCAGCAGAAGGAACUGGCAGUCGAGCAGCAGAAGGAACUGGCAGUCGAGCAGCAGAAGGAACUGGCAGUCGAGCAGCAGAAGGAACUGGCAGUCGAGCAGCAGAAGGACCUGGCAGUCGAACCUCAGCAAGUGAGGUAUCCAGCUCAAAUGGCCCAGCAGCAGAAGCAACCGACCGCUGUGCCCCAGCAAGUGUGGCAUCCAAAUCAAAUGCUGCAAAAGCAACCGACUGCCAUGCCCCAGCAAGUGUGGAAUCCAUUUCACACACUGCAGAAGCAACCGACCGCCGUGCCCCAGCAAGUGUGGCAUCCUGCUCAAAUGCCCCUGCAGCAGAAGCAACCGACCGCCGUGCCCCAGCUGGGGUGGCAUCCUGCUCAGUUUCCCCAGCAGAAGCAACUGGCCGCUAUGCCUCUACUGCAGAAGGAACCAACCACCAUAGCCCAGCAACCUCAGCAGGUGUGGCAUCCAGCUCAAAUGCCCCUGCAGCAGAAGCAACCACCCACCACGUCCGAGCAAGUGUGGCAUCCAGCUCAAAUGCCCCUGCAGCAGAAGCAACCGGCCACUGAACCUCAACAGAAGGAACUGACCGCCAUGCCCCAGCAAAUGUGGUAUCGAGCUAAAAUGCUCCAACAGGAGAAUCAUCUGGCCGCCAUUCUCCAGCAGCCUCCGCUCGUGUGGCAUCCAUCUCAAUUUCCCCAGCAGAAGGAACUCGCCGUCGAGCAGCAGAAGGAACUCGCCGUCGAACCUCAGCAAGUGAGGUAUCCAGCUCAAUUGGCCCAGCAGCAACCCAACCCCAUUCCUCAGCAAUUUUGGCAUGUAGCCCAAAUUUCCCAGCAGCAACUGGCCCCAAAUUCUCAGCAGAAGCACUACGAAAGCACUGAAGAUGGUGCCUCUGGUAGUUCUCAAGCCAGCAUUGUUGAACAGUCGGGUGUCAUCCCAAUCUCUUCCUACAGUUCCAAAUCGCACUACAAGAAUGGCAGAACUGGAGUCUCCCAAAUCGGCUACACUCCUAGAGAGGCCAUGCCUGUUGACAGUGGAAAUGCUCCCAAGGACGGUUAUGUUAGCAUUGGUGCACCAAGCAUAUAUCCAACACUAGUGAAGGAUUCUGCAAGGAAAAUAUAAUGGAUUCAUCCUCUAGAAGCUCUAAUGACCAGGAAGUUGCUGGUGCUCUUGCUACUCUAGUGGGAUGGAAUCAAUAAACAAUUUUACUU